AUGUCGCGACGGGUGAAACGAAACAAGAAAGCCGGACCGUCGGUGGAGGACGAGGAAGACAUUUGGGAGUUCCUUCAUGAAAAUUUGUGCAGAACGGAAGCCUUCGGCGAUGCGACCGAUGCACUUUUCGAGAAGUUUCUGAGGGAAAAUCCAGCGAAACAAUGGCAAGUGAAGGAACUUGUUGAAUAUUUCAACGAAACGAUGCUCGCAGCGCUCUACAAGUGUCAAUUGCUGCCGGAGAAGAUUCUAGAGCUCUACAAGAAGCUAGAAAUUAAGAUUUCGGAGCAUGUGGAGCGCGUGCUAGAGGCGAAAUGUGGAGCGACGAUUCGUCUGGAUUCCGACAGAUGUAUACACUCGUAUCAGAUCUUUGCUGCGCAAAAUCCGACAACUACAUACUCGCGACCUGAAGUUCCAAGAGCAGAAGUGCCAAGAGCAGAAGUGCCAAGACCAGAAAUUCCGAGACCAGAACCCACGAUUCCACACGAUAUGAGUGUUCCAGAAGAGUUUGAAGCCAAAAUGUUCGAUCACAUCUUCUCAAAUUUUACUCAUCUCACAAAACCCCUUCUGAUGUCUGCUUCUUUCUGGGAUCGGUUGAUCGCCGAAGAGCAAGACCCUUCAAUUCGAUCAGCGAAGCUUCUCAUCCACCAUUUCUCUACAAAAAUGCUUCCGAACCUCUAUCAUCAGAUUGCGGACGCUCAUUCGAAGCUAUGGAUCUAUCAAAUGAUGGAAUGGCAGUUAGAUCCUGCGCAACGCAGAUGGUUUGAAGAAAAGGAGAAGAUGGAGCUUGUGAUGAAUGUCGAUGGGAGUUUGAAGAGUUGGAAGAGGACGGAAUGGCCAGUGAAGACUGCUCCAGCACCGUCUGCCCCCGCUGUGAGAAGUCUAGCAACUUGGGUGCCGAGGAAUACUCAAGGAGCUGGUCCGAAUGUCCCUUCUACAUCAAGAUCUGUUCCAGCACCUCGACCGAUCAGUCCUGACAGCCUGCCACGUCAUCGAAAUGUGAAAGUUGAAGAACUAGAUGAUAACUACGAAGAAGACGAUAGCAAGCAUUUCCCUCGAAUUUACUCAAUAAGUGGAGUCAAAACGCGCGGAGCCUUCACGCUCGAAGACAAAAUGAAUGGAUGGAAGUAUGUUUUGAAGAGGAUGAAGAGAGCUGUGAGAAACGGAGAGGAUUCUGUGCUACCAAAAGGACUCAAAUUUUGGAGGGAUUAUGUAAGAGAGACGAAUUCGCGAAGAUCGGCUGAUAAUUGGUGCUCACAUUUCCGAAAGUACAUGGCCCCUGCUCUUCACGAAAUGCCCAUAAACCGAGGGAACAUGCUAUUCCUGUACAAAUACAUAGAGAUCAAAGUGGAUGAUCGGCUACACAAACUACUCGAGCGUAAAUGUGAUGCGAAAGUGCAAGUGGCUAACGAGCAAGUCUACUCGUUCAAGCUUUUGAAUCGAGAUGAAGAGGGAGAAGAGGAGCAAGCCGCUGUGGCAUCAGAAGGCGACGAAGAUCCAGAAGAGGAGGAGCCAAAUCCAGCUGAUGUCAGAAUUGACGAAGAAUCUGAUAGCGAAGAGGAGGAGGUGGAGACGAUUGAUUAUGACACUACGCUCCCGAUGGCCCAAGAAGACGAUCCACAUGAAGUCACAAUUCAGCCGUUAGGAGAUUCGAUAGAUCAGGAGCAUCAGCCGGAAGAGGCACCAGAAGACGUCGCGAUGAUUCCGCUUCCCGAAGAGCAACGAGCUCAAGAUUUUCGUACGCCAGAGCCUUCCCAAGCAGCGGGAAACUUGGAAGCCGAUUCUUCACGGUUGGGAUCUUCCAGAAGAAGAUCUAUAAGGAAAUCGGUGUCAAUACGUGCAAAACCGACAUGUUCAGUGAGAAAAUCGAGUCGAAAGAGAAGCUUGUCGAAUCCGGAGAGAGUAGAGGUUGAAGAAGACGAGAGAUCUGUAUCGCCAGUUGUAACCAGACGAUCGCUCCGAAAUUCUGAUCAAAGGACUCCGAAAAAAUCAACGGUAAGAAUUCCGCAAGUACGGCAGAUUUGUGAGUCAGAAGAGGUGGAGGAGGAGGAGGAGCCAGAACACGAAUUUAUGGCCCCGGAAUUCGAUGGAAACCUGGAGUCACUCGAGAUCACGGACUCAGUUAUCCCGGACUCGGUUGCUCCGAACUCAGUUCCCAUUGAUUUCGUAGAACAAUCAGGCGACAUUUUCGAGCCAUCCACCACACCGAUUCAACUCUUAGAAGACGUUCCCUCUUCGUCAGGAGAGCCAAAAGUGUUGGAUCUGAAAAAGGUGUUGCCUGGAAACGAAUUCAUGGAGAUUUCGACUCUGCUCCAGCUUGUUCAGAUGACGUUGGACGAGAAUUGUAGCGACGACGCCAUUCUGCAGAUGCCAGAGGCUAUUCUGGAGGCGUUCCAUCGCGAGAAUUGGGAUAUGGACGGCACACCGAGCGCAUCCGCCUACGCAUCGGCUGAGAUGGUGGUUCGUGAGAAUACGGAUGGAGAAAUGCGAAGAUCGCUGUUGAAAAAUAUGGACUCACUCAUGAGGAAGACCUCUGCAAAUGUCGAAAAUCGUCUUGUAUUCGAGAAGCGAAAAGAAGCCGUGACUAAGGCUCUGAAAAAAUGUGCCGACGAAGAGCGAGCUUCGACGUCAUCUAAAAAAUAA
Molecule: messenger RNA, 2640 nt
Organism: Caenorhabditis briggsae
Lineage: Eukaryota; Metazoa; Nematoda; Chromadorea; Rhabditida; Rhabditidae
Exons: 6
Coding region: 1-2640 (879 amino acids)
Source: RefSeq, a predicted model, not a curated record